Messenger RNA from Chionomys nivalis (European snow vole), 2362 nucleotides. Its product is annotated as F-box only protein 21-like. Lineage: Eukaryota; Metazoa; Chordata; Mammalia; Rodentia; Cricetidae. The transcript has a single exon. The record is from RefSeq and is a predicted model, not a curated record. Gene Ontology annotation, molecular function: protein binding; DNA binding.
AUGGCGGCGGUAGCGGGGGAUAGCGCUAUGGAGGUGGUGCCGGCGCUAGCCGAGGAGGCCGCAGCCUAGGCGGCGGGCCCCAGCUGCCUGGUGCAGCUGCCGGGCGAGGUGCUGGAGUACAUCCUCUGCAGCGGCUCCCUCACGGCGCUCGACAUCGGCCGCGUGUCCAGCACCUGCCGUCGCCUGCGCGAGGUGUGCCAGAGCAGCGGCCAGGUGUGGAAGGAGCAGUUCCGGGUGAGGUGGCCCUCUCUGAUGAAGCACUACAGUCCCACCGACUACGUCAAUUGGUUAGAGGAAUAUAAAGUUCGGCAGAAAGCUGGCUUAGAAGCCCGGAAGAUUGUAGCCUCCUUCUCCAAACGGUUCUUUUCAGAGCAUGUUCCUUGUAACGGCUUCAGUGACAUUGAAAACCUCGAGGGGCCAGAGAUCUUUUUUGAGGAUGAGCUGGUGUGCAUCCUAAACAUGGAAGGAAGGAAAGCUUUGACCUGGAAAUACUACGCAAAGAAAAUUCUUUACUACCUGCGGCAGCAGAAAAUUCUGAACAACCUCAAGGCUUUCCUGCAGCAGCCCGAUGAUUAUGAGUCAUAUCUGGAAGGUGCCGUUUACAUCGACCAGUACUGCAACCCUCUCUCCGACAUCAGCCUCAGAGACAUCCAGGCCCAGAUCCACAGCAUCGUGGAACUUGUAUGCAAAACCCUCCGUGGUAUCAACAGCCGCCACCCCAGCCUGACCUUCAGGGCAGGCGAGUCCUCCAUGAUAAUGGAGAUAGAACUCCAGAGCCAAGUUCUGGACGCCAUCAACUAUGUCCUGUAUGACCAGCUGAAGUUCAAAGGGAACCGCAUGGACUACUACAACGCCUUGAACCUGUACAUGCACCAGGUAUUGACCCGCAGAACAGGAAUCCCCAUCAGCAUGUCUCUGCUAUACCUGACCAUCGCCCGGCAGCUGGGUGUCCCGCUGGAGCCUGUCAACUUCCCAAGCCACUUCCUCCUGAGGUGGUGCCAAGGCGCAGAAGGGGCAACCCUGGACAUCUUUGACUACAUCUACAUAGAUGCUUUUGGGAAGGGCAAGCAGCUCACAGUGAAGGAGUGUGAGUACUUGAUUGGCCAGCACGUGACGGCGGCAUUAUAUGGCGUGGUGAACGUGAAGAAAGUGCUGCAGCGGAUGGUGGGCAACCUGUUGAGCCUGGGCAAGAGGGAAGGCAUUGACCAGUCCUACCAGCUCCUCAGAGACUCUUUGGACCUGUACCUGGCAAUGUACCCGGACCAGGUGCAGCUCCUGCUCCUCCAGGCCAGACUCUACUUCCACCUGGGCAUCUGGCCAGAGAAGGUGCUUGACAUCCUCCAGCACAUCCAGACCCUCGACCCCGGGCAGCACGGGGCGGUGGGCUACCUAGUGCAGCACACACUAGAGCACAUUGAGCGCAAGAAGGAGGAGGUAGGCGUGGAGGUGAAGCUGCGCUCUGAGGAGAAGCACAGAGAUGUCUGCUACUCCAUCGGGCUUGUUAUGAAGCAUAAGAGAUACGGCUACAACUGUGUGAUCUAUGGCUGGGACCCCACCUGCAUGAUGGGGCACGAGUGGAUUCGCAACAUGAACGUGCACAGCCUGCCUCAUGGCCACCAUCAGCCCUUCUACAAUGUUCUGGUGGAGGAUGGCUCCUGCAGAUAUGCAGCCCAAGAGAACCUGGAAUACAACGUGGAGCCUCAGGAAAUCUCACACCCAGACGUGGGACGCUACUUCUCAGAGUUCACAGGCACGCACUACAUCCCAAAUGCAGAGCUGGAGAUCCGGUACCCCGAGGACCUGGAGUUUGUGUACGAGACGGUGCAGAACAUUUACAGUGCAAAGGAGGACACGGCUGAGUAGACUCAGGACAUUGCACCUCUGCUGCUGCUGCUGCCGCCUUCUAGGGGAAGGAUUCCUGAAGGACUAGUGCGGUCCCCUUGGAGUCAGCACAGGACAGCCACUUCACCAGCAGCCUUGGCUGCCUCCCCAGUUUAGAUGGCGUGUGCUCCUCCGGCCACAGAGACAGCGCUGCUCUCCGCUACACUAGUGAAUCAGUUGAAAGGCACCGUGUCCAGUGGCAUGGCUUGUCUGCUUGUCCCGUGGUGACAGUGUGUGACAUUCUGUCCUCAUGAGGUCUCACCGUCCACACUCUGUUCUUUCAUCCCCCCCCCACCCUUGUCUCCAUUCACACUGUGGCAGCAUUUCUCCAGCUGGACAGAUGGGGUCCACAUUUCCUGCACUCUCUGGAGCUUGGGCACCCCGAGUCGGUGCCACCUGCCCCUUUGCCUUGGGGUGGUUGUAUUCAGAUGAAGGCAUGGAGAUGGGACUCAGAACGAGUAGAAUUAAUUUUUUGCUAAUA